ACACACAGCCAAGCUGUCAUUCAUCAUUGUCACUUCUCAGUGUAGUGUACAUUUGUUAGAUGCAACAUUGCGCGUAUCUGGAGCAAAUUCCGUACACAAUUCAAUUCUUUAGAAAGAAAAGUGAGAAAAUCCAAAAUAAAAUCGAUUUAUUUCGGAAAAAGCUUCAAAAAUGAACAAUACCAAUGAAAAUAUGGCAUUCAAAAGUGUCCAUGUCACACAAAAUCAAAGUCAAUCGCGUGUUCUAGCAUCGCGUCAGAAUGAAUUGCGACUAUUGAAGCAUAGUUUGAAUCAUAUCAUGAAAAUGAAAGAAUUCAACAUUCUCAAAGAGUCGGUCAAGUCGUCCAACCAAAUGAUGAACACAGUCGGCUUGGCUGGGAUUGCGAGCAAAUUUGACAGCUACUCAAGCUGCAGCGAAUUUUUGGUGGACAUCAAAUUGCUAGCACAAAGCUACUCGAUUCAUUUUGCCAUGGAGCCUGGCGUCAAGAAUGUCGUCGACACUCUAACCGAAUUGUGUCAUCGCAAUGUCAAUAGCAUUAAAACGUGCGCAGAGUGCUUUGAACAUUGGCUGAAUGAUCCGAGCAAUUACUUCAUGAUGGUUUGCAGCCGACCACAUCUCAUCGUUUAUGCCAAGGUGGAAGGGUUCCCAUACUGGCCGUCGAAGGUUAUGUCGAUCAAAGGUAAUAUGGCCAAUGUGGCAUUCUUUGGCGAUCACACACAAGCCGAUGUUCCAGUGAACAAAUGCAUUUUGUACGCUAAAAGGAAUCCCAUUCAAAAUGCAAGGCCCAGUGAAUUUACCAGCGCUCUGCAGGAGCUGAAUGUCCACAUUAAGGAAAUCGAAAAAAGGUUUGGUUCGUUCUGUCCCGUUGACUCCAAGCUUCUGCUCGAUCCGCAAGUCAUGGAACGACAGCUGAUCGCCAUGAUUCCCGGGGCGUUUGGAAGAUGUUCGACCAGUUCGAUGUCAGCUGAAAGUCAUAAGCAGCGCACUGUUUCGACGGAAGUUCAACAAGGAGCCAGCAAACCAAAUGAAGCAGCUCAAAACGUACGUGAAAUAUCAAACGCUGGCAUAAUGCCAUUGAUGGCUACGGCAAACGUUACUUCGAGCCAGAGCAACCAAGGUCAAUCGAGUCAGAAGCGUCAUGAUCAGGAUACUCAGUCGAUGGAAAGCCCAGAACAUGCACCACCGGCAAAUAAAAUCACCAGAAGUGUCGUUGGCGAUGACGUACAAAUGCAUUUCGAAGCCUUGUCUCGUCGAAUUAUCGAACUGGAAGAUGAAAAGAAUCGAUUGCAACAAGAGCUCAAAGUACAAAAGUCUGCAGCUGAUGCCUCAAUCGAAAUAUACAAACGAAAAGUUCGGAAAUUGGAACAACAACGUCUAUUCAUAACGGUGUGUGCCUUUUGCGGAGAACCCGCCGGUUCACCAUACUUUUGCAAUCAACGAUGCAAAAUGAACUAUGACCCAGCUGAAGAUGAAUGUCGCGACAACAACAGCAAUGAUGACGAUUAGAAAGACCACAGCGGUGAGGACAGCAAAAGAAUUUUAAAUUCUUCACAUCAAUUCCAGACAACGACUUCUAUUGAAUAUAGAUUUUGACCAAAAAAUAUUAUUUUCAAAAUCAAUCAGUUUCUCCUGGUGAUAACAUUAAAGCGAUGGCUAUUUGAAUAGAAUUUUUUUACUUUGAAACUACUUCGAUAUUUUUUAGAGAAUUUCUCAAAAAUUCUCAUCAAAAAUUGAGAAAUUCAGCAGAAUUAAACGUGUUUGAAUAGCAUAAUUCAAGAAGGAAGCGUUGUUCAAUCUGAUAUUAUGUGUUAUCUUACCUUUUUUUUACAAAUUGACCUAUUUCAAAUAGGAAAUUGUUACUACUCUUAUUCACAUGAUCCAAUGACUUAAUAAAAAUAUUCCUAAUAAA
Molecule: messenger RNA, 1907 nt
Organism: Sitodiplosis mosellana (orange wheat blossom midge)
Lineage: Eukaryota; Metazoa; Arthropoda; Insecta; Diptera; Cecidomyiidae
Product: zinc finger MYND domain-containing protein 11-like
Exons: 4
Coding region: 170-1504 (444 amino acids)
Source: RefSeq, a predicted model, not a curated record